CCACAAAGACUAAAAACCCGUUGUGCACAAUAUAAUAAAUUAUCGAUUUUUUGUUCGUUUUCGGUUAGUUUCUCCUGGCCUUGCAUAUUGUUGUGUUUGAGACCUGGAAGGAGGAUCAGGGCGACAAUGAUGGUGAAUGGCAAAACUGGAUCCAGUGGUGACACAAUCAAGGGAGGAUCAGGUGGUGAGACAUCUGGUGAAGACAACAAGAAAACCUGUAACGGUGCCACAGGAACUAAGAAGAGAAAGAAAGGGAAACAACCAGUGUCACAGACUAAACCUAUUAAAAUGACUGCCACAGCCGCGGGCGUAGCGGCCGCAGCUGCAGCAACCACCACAACUAAGCUGGAGCCACUUGGCAUAACCAUCCCCAGAGCUACUGACAUUAUGAUUUCCAGAACUCCAGACAAAUCCAAGGAGCAGGAGGAGAAACUGCCAGAGAUUCCAAAUCUCGACUCCCCUCUCUUUAAAGAUGUUCCAUCCAAAACUAAAGUUGAGUCCUCUUCUGAUUCGUCCUCCUCGUCUGGGGGCAGUUCAUCCUCCGAUGACUCGUCCUCGUCAGAUGAUGAUUCAGACGAAGAAGAGGAGGAAAAGAAAGACACAAAACCAGCCAACAGUAUCCAGAAGUCUGAAAGCAUCGAGGAACCCCCUAAAGCCAGGACCCCAAUCAAACUUACAAUUUCAAAUGUUGGGAAACCUUCAGCCAAAGUCACAUCCACCGCUUCCCGUGAACUGAUAUCCAGCAACUCAUCAGAUUCAGAUACAGAUGUUGAAGACAAUGACCAAAACAAAGGAGAAGCUGUGACUCUAAAGGUAGAUUCUCACAGUAAUGAAAAAGGAUUUCAUACAAAUUCCAUUUUACAAGAGGCAAAGUGUGAGAAAUUAAAAAAUGUGAAGCAUUAUGAAGUUGAAACCAAAAACAAAGGGAAAGCCCAAAAUCAUUCGGAAUGGAAAAACUGUGAUGCAGGCAGUGUCAAAUUCAACUGCAAGGAUAGCAGUGAGUUAGUUAAUAAUGAAAGUAAUGAUAACAGUUUAGACAUGCUUGGUUUUUCUUCUGAAGACAAACCCAACACAGACAAAUCAAAAGAUCCAAUGGCAUGUGACAUCACAGAAGAAGACAUUUUUAAACAAAUUGAAGACGUAUUACGACCAAUUGAUAGUCCGUCAAAUCAAACAAGUCACGACAAGAAACCAACAGUUGAAGAGACAGAGACUCCAUACACAUAUCCCACCAUCCCUAAAGACAAGACCCAGGUGAAUCAAGUUGAAGUUAAUGCAGGCGAAAUCAACUCUGCAUCACUACGAGACAGCCAAGACACCAAGUAUUGUCCAGAUGGCUUCAUCUUGGCACCAACCCUGAGUAAAUCCCCACAGCAUCUUAAGGCUACUUUAAAAUUAUCUCCUAGCACUGACCCCUUGGCUGCCUCAGAAAGUGAAGAUCCUGAUAAGGACAUUAGCAGAGAAGCUCUUACUCCUGGAGAAAAAACAGCUGACAUUGAAAAGAAAGACCAAUCACCAGUGAAUAAUAUUUCCGAAACUGACAGCAAGGUUGAUGACAAUAAAUCUAAUUCAAAUCAGGACACCCCUGUGUAUAAAAAUGGUGAAAUUAGAGAACCUUCCAUAGAUCUGAGUGGUAAAAUGGAAAUGAAAGACCAAAACUUAAACAUCAAAAUUAGCAACUCCAAUGAUAGUAGUUUAGAACAGGCAUAUCAGUUCUCUAAAGAGGUAGAGAAGCCAAAAAGUGAAAAAAAUUUAACUGACUCUGCAUUAAGUAAGGCAGGAUCUUCCGAUACAGUCUGGCCUAGUUCCUCCAAGAUCAAAGAAUCUGCAACAGCUUCUCUUACUUCUCCGAAAAGCACAAGUUCAAAAUCUAGUUCUAGCAGUUCAAACAGUAGCAAAUCUCUGAGCUGUACUAAUGGAAUACCAGACAGUGAAAAUCCAUUCAUUACCUGGACUAAGUAUGAUGAUGACAACUUGGCACCCUUAAACACAGCACUCCCGGCAUCCACCCUCGUACAAGCGCUGGCCCGAGCUCCUUUUCCACCUCUGGCGCUCCCUGUUGAUGGCCAGGUUCCACAGAUAUCCCCCCUGGGAGGGGCCGUAGCCCAGCUGUCGCCUCUGGGGCUGGCAGGACUUUCCCCAGCGAGCUCUCAGCUGCGCAUGUCCCCAGUAGCACAGAUUCCAAGGCUGACCUCACCAGGCUCACAAAGGCUAAGGCUGUCCCCCAGCCACAGUUCCGGUGCCCAGCAGCCUAUGUCUCCUCCACUUGGCCACACCACACAUUCAUCUUCUAGUGACAGCAGCAAGUCUACCCAAGGGGAUGAUACCAAAGGUGGAAAGGUCGCACCAAAAAGUGUGAAGCGCACCUCCCGGUUGUCCAAUAUAAUUGACAGUCUGAGGACCUCUAAAGAGAAGCAAGUUGCUGGAACUGGCCAAACUAGUGACCUGACCGGUCGUGAACAGGGCAAGAAAAGCACUCUGGAUUCUCUCCUGGGAAGUGGCAAGAAGUCCCCAUCCCUCUCCUCCACCCAGGCUCUCCACGGACACAAACAGCAGUCACCCUCAUCAUCUUCACCCAUUUACUCUGGUGAUCAGCGGAUGUCAGCAGACAAACUUUUCCGGGACAGCAUUGGUUUUACCCAUCAGAUAAGCCCAGACACUCGUAUCGCCAUCAGGAGCAGUUUAGAUGCUGCCAGAGCACAGGCAGUCAACAACAGUUUUAAUGCUUUAAAGGAUGAUCUUGACAAAGGCAAAAGAAUGCUUGAAAAUUUAGAACUUAUGAAAAAUGGUGCGGUUGAUCCGUAUGGAAAAGUGGGGCCGUCAGAUCCGAAAUCCCGAAAAGUAGAAGCUAGUCACUCCCACAGUCGAGCCAAACCUAUGCCACCAUUGUCGUCAUCGUCAUCAGCUGUCACAUCAACACCUUCCUCAUCCAGACCUUCAUCUCGUCAAUCAUCCAAACAACCUAGCGGUGCAAGCUAUCCAUCACCUUUACCAUCCUCUUCCUCCUCUCGGACUGCAACCACCACCACCAGCAGCAGUAACAACAGCAGUGGUAUCAGCAGCAACAGCAUUAACAGUGUCAUGUUCCAAGCCGCACCAUCGGCCGCGCUGGCUGCUGCGCACAUGGAGCUGAACGCAGCUGCUGCCAACAUCCUUGCCUUCCAGCACAUGUAUGGCAUGCAGGAUCCGUACAUGAUGAAGACUCUGAUGAGCAAUCCCUUGUACCUCCAGAGAAUGAUGGAGUUCCAGAAACAAGCCAUGGACCCUAUAAUGCUGAGGCAGCUGGAGAUGUUUGAGGCCGCCGCGGCUGCUGAAAAGAACAAAAACAACAAGGAACAAAGGGCGGCCAUGAACGCUCAGUCCUUGCUCUGGCAGGCCCAGGCUGCUUCCAUCCUACAGCAUCAGCAGAUGCAGCAGCUGCAACAGCUCCAGCUCCACCACCAACAGCAACAGUUCCAGCAGCAAGCCGCCGCAGUCAGGGAGAGGGAGACCAGGGAAACCAUUGCUGCGAUCAUGGCAAGUAAAAGCAAUAGCUUGAGCACCAGUACCAAUAAAUCCAGUGGCAGCAUUUCUACGGGGCAGUCUGCAAAAUCCCUGAUGGCUUCAGCAUCCUCAUCAUCAUCCUCCAACAAACGACCACGACCGGCAGUACCACCCUCACCGUCAGACCUUUAUUCCAGAGAUGGUGCCAGCGCGGAGAAAAAAUCCAGACCUAGUCAGCCCUCUUCUAGUCAUCUCCCCAACCACAACUACCAUCCUUCAUCUUCCUCCUUGUCCAGUUCAACAUCAUCUUCUGCUAAACAAGGCCAGGGCUCGAGCAAACCUGCGGGUGGCAGUGCUGGUGGCAACAGCACCAAACAGCGGAGCAGUAGCAGCAGCAGCAUUAACCCUCUCAAGCACGACUUCCUCGACCUCCCUUCUGCUCUUCAGCUCUCCGCUUCAGCAUCCCCAAAUCUCUGGGGUUUCCCCAUGCUGCAACCCCCAUCUGUAGACAUGGCUCGAAUGACUCGAUUCUUUGAACGUCCGAAUGAAACACCCCCAACCUCGGCAUCAGGAAGCCACACCGAACCAGAAGCCAGUGGGGCAGAAGUACUGGAUCUUAGUGUCAAACCACGAACAGGUAAAACAUGAAACUGACUGCCAGGCAGAGUCUGGUCACCACCCAAAGUGUGAGGUACUUUGCUAAAAGAUUGGGUGUCAGCAAUAAACCAAAGGAUGAAAAUACUCAGCUUCAGAUAUCGCCCAACAUUUCCAUAAUGAGUUGUGAUGGACUCAUUGAGCUUACUGAUCCAAUUGUAUAUCACAAAAACAUGAAGAUGGACUAACUGAGCUCCUCUUGAUCUGAUUAAUGUCACUUAGAUAUGGUGUUGUAAUGUUUCAGAGAUUAUUCUUACAUAUUUGAGGAUACAUCCAGCUGCUUACAGUGACUAUCAUACUGGAUGAUAAUCUUUUUUGUUCAUGAAAAUCUUAUGCUUAAUUCACUGAAAAUAGUUGGAUUAUCUUGACAGUGGAUUAAAACUGCAUGAAUCCUUUUGUGGAUAUAUAUAUUGUACACAAUAUUCAGAUGACAAGGGUUUAUAUCCUAAGUGAACAAUUUGACAUUCUGCAAUCACCAAUCAUUUUGUACAUUUUUUUUCUUGUAGUAAACAUUUCAUAUAACUUUGUACCAAACUGCAUAACAAAUGCAACUGAUGUAUUCACAGAGAUUCUGCUUUUGUUUGUUUCUGUUUAUACUGCAUUUACCUGGUAUUUCUUCUGAUCACCUGUGUGGGGUCCACCUUGGAUCAGAUAACUUAUUAGUGACUACAUUGGAUACCAGUAUUUUUCAUCAGUUUACAUCAACUUUUUGGAAUGGGUUAUAAAUGUUUGUUUGUGGAUCUACAUCAUAUACAGUUUUUUAAUGCUGAUUAUCUUGGAUCUGUUGGCUGUAUGCCAGGUAAUCAUGAUUUUCCUUACAAGGAUCUUUUUUUUUCUAAUACCAGACAUUCAUGAUUUACCUUUAUCUUAAAGGAUCUGUUAGCUGUAUUACAAGUAUUCAUGAUUUAUCUCUUUCAUGCAAAUACGACAAAUAUCCACUUAGUUCUAGUGUUUGAAAUAUGUGAAUGGUGUUAAUAAACAAUAGAUCUAUAUCUAAAGUAAUUUCAGAGCAGUGCCCUGUAGAAAAUUUCUCACUUUGUUGUAAAGAUGUCCUCUAUAGGUACUCUAUAGCACAGGGCAUUAAUUUUUUUUUUAAUGUACAGAAAUCUUAAUUCUCUUUCAAGGUUGCAAUUCUUGAGUCCUCCAUGACAUUAAAGCACAUUUGUAUAGUCCUGAACUGUCUUACUUUUUACAUAAAAAACUAAACAGUGUCAGUCCAAGUAUUAUUUUUACAAUUUAACUUUUACUGUCGCUGUAAUCCAUAUUGUUUUUUUUUUCUUUCUGUUUUCUCUCAUCUAUUUUUGUAUUCUGUGUGAAUGUGUGGGGGGCGAAAUAGCUAAAGAUUUAUUUUACUGUAGGGAAAAAUUGUUUCCUAAAUGUAAAACUACACAUGGUCAUUCUAAACUCUACUGAUCAGGAGGGACCAGUAUCUAUGUUGAAAUAGUUUGUAGAAUUUAUUUGAUGUAGCAAAGUAGGUUUUAAAAGAAAUUUUCAGGCUUUUUUUUUUUACUUUGCAUUAUUUAAAACAAUAUGGAAAAAAAGGAUUUAGUUAUAUUAAAGGACAUUCAUUUUUAAAGCCAGUAAAAUAUAUAAAAUGUAUAGUUUGCAGUUCCCUUGUUACAUGCAGUAAAGGGGAAAUAUUUCCUAUUUUAACUAUAUUAGAUGAAGAUAGAUUGGAUAGUACUGAAAGUAAAUAAGCUCUAAAUUGUUUUGGAUAUAUUUGUUUGCUUUACGUGCAUCCAUAUCUUGAAUUAGCAAUUAUAUACUUUUUGUCCAUCCAUAUCUUAAGAUAGAAGUUUUUAUUGAUGCUUCAAAAAUAGUACAUUCCAUUUUUACUGUUAGAAAUCUUUUACCAAUGUUUUUUUGGGCAAUGAAAGCAAAGGAAUAUAUUCAUAGGUCAUGCUUUGAAUUAAAUAGUAAAUAAAAAGCAAUAGACAUUCAGGUUGAAAAAGUUAAUUACAUUGUAGCUCCUUCUCUAACUACUGUUCUCUGGGUUGUAAAUUCACAUUUAAUCUGCAUUCACUUCAGAUGGGUGAAGAGAUUCAUCCUGUUUAUUUUUUAUUAAUAAUCUGGCUCCUGUAAACAUUUUUGGUUUGUUUAGCUACUCCAUAUUUGCUUCCUAGUUUUCAGACCCAGGAUGCAAGAACCAGUGUAUUUCUCAAGGCUUUAAAUAUUUACAAAUUCUUGGCAAUUAUCCAUUCAGUACAUAGGAGCUGUGAGGAAAGUUUGCAGAAACUAGGUCAGAGUGUGCUCCCCUUGUAAUCUUGCCUGACCUGAGUUUUCCAACAAUAAAAAGAAAAAUUCAUACCUGAAAAGGUCAACACUACUGCAUAUUGCCAGCUCUUUUAAAGCUGCAUUCUUUCCCCUCAGAAAUUUGAAAAAGCAAAAUCAGAGACUACACACAUUUCUGUUGCAAGUUUUAGGUUGCUGUAAUUAUUCCUUUGUGUGAGGUUUAUAAAAAUUUAUGUAUUAAUUCCACUAAAUAAUAUAGGUCCAUAAUAUGCUAGGGUAUAAAAUAUUAGCAUUAAAUUCAUAAAUUAUUCAAUUUAUGUAAAAGUAUUUUCAAUUUUUGAAAUAUAAAUUUUUCUAAGGAAAAGUUAGCCAGCAAAUUAGUUAUCUUUCAAUAUAGGGCUCUACAUUUGACUUAACCAGACAUGUAUAUGGACAAUAUAUAAACACUAAAAGUGUAGAUACAGUUUUUUGUGUUAAUUCCUGUUACCUGUAUGGAUACAUUUUUAUCAAAAGCAAAUGUACAGAAAAAUUAAGCUAAGCUUGGUUUGAACUUGUUUACAUGCAUUUCAUUUGUAGUCAUGUUUUUUGUGCUAUUUUGUGGUCUGAUGACAGUUAUAAUGGAUCUAAAAACCACACAAUUGUUAACUCAUUUGUUGUUUCAAAGUGAAGAAUAUUUGUGAAUGCCCAAGCUUUGCUGUGCAUGUCCUUGUUUUUUGUUUUUUUUUAAUUAAACAAAAGUAACAGUAAAAGUAACUGCAAUAAAAUGACAUUGAAGUCUUGACAUGUUUAAUUACUCAGACAUGUGGGUUUAAUGUUUGUAUAGUAAUAUGCACUGUUUGGUAAUCAUCUCUUCUAGUUCAUUUAGUGACAAUGUUUUAGAUCUAUUUUGGUUACAGUUUAUAGACUAUCUCAUUUGAAAAAAAUAGUUUUAGUAUAACUGUGAUAGAAAUUAUCAUGCAUAUUAUUUUUACUUUUUCUGUCUGCAAAAUUAUGGAUCAAGUUGUUUUUUUUUUUAAAGAAAAUCUCCCUGUUUGAAAGCCAAUUUGUCAAUUUUUUUUUCAAAUCUGGCCUGAGUUGAAUAGCAAUAACUCAUUUUGUCAAUCCUUUUUAUUUUUUUUUGUACAAAAACUGAAUGCUACUCCUUGUACAAAAUUUUAUUGUGCACAAUAAUUCAAAGAAAUUAAUUUCUUAGGGUAAAGUGGCUAAUAUUUGUAGUAACUUUCAGUGCUUUUAUACUUAAUUACCAAGAUACACAUUUCAUUCAUUUUUUUUAAAUGUUACAAGCAAAAUCUUUGAACCAGUUAUGUGCAGUUGGUGCGCAGAUAACUACAAUUAUUAUGCAUUUGUCAAUGUUAUUUAAUCCAAUGUCACCUAGUUUUUAUCAUGCUCUCUAAAGAUAGUUCGGAGGAAAACAUUUCUCUAGGCUGUUUAAAUACUGUUAGCAUUUUUAUUUGUAAUGACGAUCCCUUGUCAGUGUACAUUUGUGUCAGUUGUCUAUUGAGAUGUCUUUACUUUUCUUGUUCUCUCCCUUAUGUAUUCCAAUAAAAGUUUUAAGUUAAUACAAUCA
Molecule: messenger RNA, 7936 nt
Organism: Physella acuta
Lineage: Eukaryota; Metazoa; Mollusca; Gastropoda; Physidae
Product: mucin-19
Biological process (GO): mRNA 3'-end processing
Molecular function (GO): RNA polymerase II complex binding
Source: RefSeq, a predicted model, not a curated record